AUAACGUACCCUCAUCGCAGAAGGGCACAAACAAUUGGCGUCCCUGAUGUUGUCACAGGCAUACAGACUGAACACAAAAGUGUUUUAAGUUUCAACUACCUUUCAUUUCUCGCUGAACUGAAGGCUAAUAAAAGUCAUACAAAAUACCAAAAAAGAAAAAUGAAAAAGGAAGAGAAUCUGUUAAUAUCUUAAGAGGGAAAUGAGAAUUAAAUACAGUGUUUGAUUCUCAUCGAAGAAAAGAAAAAAAGAAAGUGUUUUGUCGUGUAAUUUUAAUCAAUAAUAUAGAAGAAGUGAAAAAUGGCGAUGCCGGCGAUGGGAUUUCUGGCUUGGCUUGACAAGAAGAUCGUGGAUCCUCUCUAUCAAAUCCUUCGCAGGGGUUUAGAGCCGAAGCAAUUGGCUUUCUCAACGGCACUUGGUAUUGCUCUCGGAAUAUUUCCUAUAUGCGGUGUUACCGUUCUGCUUUGUGGACUGGCUAUUGCGUUGCUUGGAUCUCUUUGCCAUGCUCCCACCGUGCUGUUAGCUAACUUCAUCGCUACUCCCAUAGAGCUAAGUUUGGUGGUGCCCUUCUUGCGCUUUGGCGAAGUUAUGUCUGGUGGACCUCCUUUUCCUUUGACAUCCGAUGCAUUGAAAAAGGUUUUGACAGGACAAGCUUCGCGUGAAGUUAUAUUAAGUAUUGCCCAUGCUCUGUUGGGAUGGCUAGUAGCAGCACCCUUUAUUUUGGCCGCACUCUACAUAAUAUUUUUGCCAUGUUUCAAGGUCUUGGUUCACAAGUUCAGCACUGUUCCAUCAAGCCCAAAGAAACCAUCAAAUUCACUCGCAGAAAUCAAGCUUAAGUGAACAUGGAAAGUUCCUGUCGCAUUUUGAACUCCAGGUCAGGGGAUAGCAAUACUGCAUUGAGUCCCGGGAUACAGCUUUAUGCUUGCUUUUGGUAUGUACCUUGCUCUUGGAAAAUUGUGCCAGAUUUGCUUUCUGGGAAAGUGCUGGUGAGGAGCCAAUACCAGUUCACUUGGAUUUUUUUUUUUGGCAGCUUCAAUUUAAUGAGCACAUUAAUAUAGGCCAUUGCAGUAAUGUAUCUGACUAAAGGAAGGCUUUAGAGAGCAUCAAUGGGUUUUAUAGUUUUUACUCUCGGAA
Populus nigra (black poplar) is the source of this 1131-nucleotide messenger RNA. RefSeq lists its product as uncharacterized. Gene Ontology annotation, cellular component: intracellular membrane-bounded organelle. NCBI's taxonomy places the organism in Eukaryota, Viridiplantae, Streptophyta, Magnoliopsida, Malpighiales, Salicaceae. Bases 298 to 837 code for a protein of 179 amino acids. The transcript is spliced from 6 exons. The record is from RefSeq and is a predicted model, not a curated record.